Messenger RNA from Aureobasidium pullulans EXF-150, 2566 nucleotides. RefSeq names its product acyltransferase-domain-containing protein. The coding region runs from base 193 to 2172 and encodes 659 amino acids. Lineage: Eukaryota; Fungi; Ascomycota; Dothideomycetes; Dothideales; Saccotheciaceae. The record is from RefSeq and is a predicted model, not a curated record. Gene Ontology annotation, cellular component: endomembrane system. The transcript has 3 exons. Gene Ontology annotation, molecular function: acyltransferase activity.
CAUUGCCUCAUCGCACGUCGCUUGCUGACGCGAACCCAUCGAAGAACUGGCGAAAAAAGCAGGGAUGUUGCACUGCCAAUUGACAGGGUCUCGAAGUCUCGAAGUCGCUUGUUCGUGUUCGAUCAAAUGAAUAGCUGAUCUGUGGCUGUUCAGUAUUCCUUUCGCUACCUUGUAAUUUCCUCAAAAGCCAAAAUGUCGAGACCGCAAGUCGAGGCAGCGUCGAAAGCGUUCGGCGAUACGCUGUUAGGAGCCGGAUUCGACAUUCUGAAGUCGAAAGCAGGAGACCAACACCCAGCAGGACCACCUCAACAUGGCACUAUGGGACAGGCUGAACGAGCCUUCUCUGCUGCAUCGACGUUUCUAUCAGGAGUAUUGGCUAUAAGCGCUUCUCAAUUCAUUGGUGCUCCCCUAAAGCUCAUUGAUCCCAAAUUCUAUGAUGGAUAUAUGGCUUGGACAAAGGAGUCUUUCGCUGUACUUACUGCGACCAUGACCCAAUGGUGGGCACCUACUGCUGUUCGAGUUACUGGAGAUGAGAGCAUGAAAGACCAAUUGUAUCAAAUGGAAGAUGGAAGUCUUCGAUGCAACUUCCCCCAUCGAAUUGUCAUGAUGGCCAAUCACCAGCUUUACACUGACUGGCUAUACCUCUGGUGGAUCGCCUACACCAACAAGAUGCAUGGUCGCAUCUAUAUCAUCCUGAAGGAAUCUCUGAAAAAUGUUCCCAUCUUUGGCUGGGGUGCACAGUUCUACAACUUCAUCUUCUUGUCGAGAAAGUGGGAAACUGACAAAAGUCGCUUCCAAAGGCAUUUGAGUCAGCUCAGCGACCCGAAGGAUCCCAUGUGGCUGUUGAUCUUCCCAGAAGGCACGAACUUGAGUGAGACUACUCGGGCAAAGAGUAAGGCAUGGGCAGAUAAACAAGGCAUCAGCGACAUGAAGCACCAGCUCCUACCUCGCACCACUGGGCUGCAGUUUUGUCUGCAACGAUUGAAGGAAUCGACAAACUGGUUAUAUGACUGCACGAUCGCCUACGAGGGUGUUCCAGAAGGACAAUUUGGACAAGACAUCUUCACUCUCCGCUCCUCGUUCUUCGAAGGUCGUCCACCAAAGUCUGUCAACAUGUACUGGAGACGAUACAAGAUCAGUGAGAUCCCGAUUGACAAUGACGAAGCUUUUGGUAGAUGGCUUAAGAAUCGCUGGACCGAGAAGGAUUACCUACUGGAGCACUUCUACCGCCAUGGAUCUUUCCCCGCAGGUUGUCCGAUCAAGGCCAUGCAAGCAGAAGCUGCAUUGCAAAAGCUUGCAAAUGGCAACAGCAACGGAGAGAAGAAGAAAGUUAUCAAGCCCGUCAACAAGACUGCCAAGUUCAUCACGACUGAAGUCAAGGCUGGCGGAUGGGAAGAGUUCCUCGCCAUCUUUGCUCCCAUUACCGCGGCGGCAACGGCACUCUCAAGCGGAGAUAUAGCGCCUGGAAACAUCGACUUUGACGCUUUACUCAACAAAGUGGCUCAACAGCAGCAAUUAAAUCUGCUCACAGCAGGUAAAGCACCGAAAACGACACAAUCAACCGAAGACAUGCGACAGGCUCUGACAUACGCUGCAAAAUCAGGGGGUGGACAGCAGAUCAAGGGAUCGACGAUAGAGAAGAUUACCAGAGAUGCUGCUCGGACUCAGAGAGAAAUACAAGAAUCCAUGGGAAAGCAUCCCAUGCCGGAAGGAUCCAAAAGGCCAACAGCCGGACGAAACCUAGAUCCUACGAUGAAGAACACGAUCGAAAACGUACACGAUGAGACGAGGCGACGACUAAUGAAAGCCUCGCAAUCAGCAUCUCCAAAGCCUGCGCCAAAUGUUCGAAAGUCGUUACCAAUGACCCCUGUGGAGACCGCCAUCACGCGACCCAUCUCCACGCUGGCAAUGCAAAAGGCCAAACAGGGUGUUCAGAAGAUUGCAGAGAAUUCACAGAAGCAACGGGCAGCGCCUGUCGCGAAGAAGGCAGGAACUUCAGGUCCAUCGACUGCAACAAAGCAGCCAGCCCAGGCGUCGUCUGCUACCAAGAAGACUGUUACACCCAAUGGUACCAGCGCAAGUAGCAAGACCGCCAGCGCAAAAGUCCCUCAGAAAGCAGCAGCCAAACCGGCACCGGCACCGGCGAAGGCGAAGAAGCCAGCGACAUCUUGAGAGAGCAUGAGCCUCGAAUUGUGAUGUUGAAUAUCGGUAUCAUGCGGACAGCAUUUUACAUGUCAUACGGAUACGUUUCUCAGACAUCGGAUGAUUGCGAUCGAUCCUGUGCGCCUGAUAUCGAUUCUCUAAUUAUUGGAGAGACUCACGAUUCUCAGCGAGAACAUCGAUCGGGAAGGUCGUCUUUCAGAAGGGUUCUGAACCAAGACGGCAUAUGAAAUACUUGAUUUUAGCAUCUGACGUAGUUCAGGUCAGGGCGGUGGUUCACGCGUUCCGAACAGCAAUUGCCUAUUAGAGACUGAUAGAACAGUUAUCGGAUAGGUUAUCGAGCUCGCUUGUUGGCAUAAUUAGGCGGGAUCGACGUUACUAGCGGCAUCGUAUAUACGAAAUUUAU